AUGAAGAAACAUAUUAUGAAGGACUUGAAACGUCUUAGCCGAACCAUAAAAAACACCAAUAAAAGACGGCAAUCCGCGAUCAAUCAACUACAGACACAAGCCGUGGUCAUCUCUUCCGAAGAAUAUUUUGAACGUUCACGGGAAGCUCGUUCCAUUGUUGCACGCGGUUUCUUGCAAAAUGAAGAUGGCCAAGCUUCACAUGUUAACCAAGAAAAUGAUAAG
This is a messenger RNA of Acaulospora colombiana, 222 nucleotides long. The record is from the annotation of a GenBank genome assembly. NCBI's taxonomy places the organism in Eukaryota, Fungi, Glomeromycota, Glomeromycetes, Diversisporales, Acaulosporaceae.